GACGACGUGUGGGCGAUCGUGAACAACCCGGACGUGCGGGCGGCGGCCCCCUGGGCGGGCGUCUUCGCCAACGACUUCUGGGGCAAGGGCAUGGCCGAGAACACCAGCCACAAGUCCUACCGCCCCCUCUGCGUCCUCACCUUCAAGCCAGUGAUGCCUGGCCCUUCGCUGGCAUUCAGUGGAAUGGAUUCAAGGAGCAUUCCCUCCCCAAUGUGUACUCUGCCUAAUGAUCAGGUGCUGGUGUACUGUCCUUGGACUGAGAGGAGUGCAAAGACUACAUUACCUACUCCCUUGGAGAUACAUGGUUCCCACCACCAGCACUGUAUCAUCAUGACAGAUGGGGGUUGGGGACAAAUACCUCCCCAUGAAGGCACUCAAAGCAGGCUUGGGGAUUUCAAGAAGACUGCCACUCUACAACAGAAUGGUCCCUUGGGCCAGGGCAGGACUGCCCCUCACUCUGCUCUGCUAAAUAUAUUGUUGGCUGGUAUGAACCCAUUCUGUUUCCAUGCAGUGAAUGUAAUUUUACAUUGUCUGGUGACUCUUGUUCUGAUGUAUACGUGUGACAAAGCUGUAUUCAAGGAUGGUCGACUGGCUUUUGUCACGGCUCUCUUCUUUGCUGUGCAUCCUAUUCACAGUGAGGCUGUAACAGGUAUUGUAGGCAGAGCAGAUGUCUUAGCCUGUCUACUGUUUCUUUUGGCUUUUCUCUCCUAUAAUAGGAGUGUGGAUCAUUUUUAUGUUGGGGAACAUUUCCCUCCCACUGCCUCUCCAUUCUUCUUGCUGCUUAGUUUAUUUCUUGGGACCUGUGCAAUGCUGGUGAAGGAAACUGGAGUCACUGUGUUUGGUGUGUGCUUGGUUUAUGACUUGCUUUUCCUGUCCUACAAUAGACUUAGACUGAGAAAUGGAGGGGUGCAUCUGAGGUUCGCACGGCAGCCUGUGGCUUCUCCAUCUGCUUCGCUGCAGAUUCCUCCAUCCAGCAGGGAGAAUGGGAAGCACCGGUUUGCUCACAAAGGGACCUGGAACUCAUGCCACCCUGCAUCACCUGAAGAGCAACGGAGCAGCAGCCUUUCUGUCUCAAACAAAGCCAUGUGGGCUAUUCUUAGCUACCUGACUGCAAGUAACAACCAGAAUUUCUUGUAUACUGCAAGGCCAUUUUUGAAGAGGGCUGCUUUAGUAAUAAGUUAUGUGAUUCUUGUUUUAUAUUUCCGUUUCUGGAUAAUGGGAGGUUCCAUGCCAAUGUUUUCAGAACAGGACAAUCCAGCUUCAUUCUCACCUUACUUACUUACAAGAUUUCUAACUUAUUCGUACCUCCUGGCCUUCAAUUCCUGGCUUCUGCUAGCACCAAUUACUCUCUGCUAUGACUGGCAGGUUGGGAGUAUUCCUUUAAUUGAGUCGAUAUGGGAUGUGAGGAAUUUAGCUACAGUUCUCCUGGUGGUGGUUAUGAUAUUACUCAGCUUACAUUGCAUAACAGCAUUCAAGAAACUGGAACAUAGAGAAGUUUUAGUUGGCUUGUUGUUCCUGGUUUUCCCAUUUAUCCCAGCCAGCAACCUCUUCUUCAGGGUGGGGUUUGUGGUGGCAGAGCGAGUCCUUUACAUGCCAAGUAUGGGGUACUGUAUCCUUUUUGUCCAUGGUUUGAAAAAGCUCUGUGCCUGGUUAAAUAGAUGGGGAGCUACUGCCCUGACCCUCUGUGCUUUGCUGCUGCUGCUGCUGUUCUCUUGGAAAACUGUGAAACAGAAUGAAAUCUGGUUGUCAAGAGAAUCCCUCUUCAGCUCAGGUGUGCAGACUCUGCCCCAUAAUGCCAAGGUGCACUACAACUAUGCCAAUUUUCUGAAAGACCAGGGUCGUAACAGUGAAGCCAUCUAUCACUACAAAACUGCCCUCAAAUUGUAUCCUCGUCAUGCGAGUGCCCUGAACAACCUCGGCACGUUGACCAAAGACUCGGUGGAAGCAAAGGAAUACUACAGAAGAGCUCUUCAGUUAAACCCACAGCAUAAUCGAGCUCUCUUCAAUCUUGGAAAUCUGCUCAAGUCCCAAGGGAAGAAAGAGGAAGCUGUGUUCUUAUUGAGAGAUUCCAUUAAAUACGGUCCAGAGUUUGCAGAUGCCUACUCAAGCCUUGCUUCCCUGUUGGCUGAACAGGAACAAUUUAAAGAAGCCCAGGAAGUUUAUCAGGCUGGGAUAGAGAAUUGUCCAGAGAGCUCUGAUCUACAUAAUAACUAUGGUGUUUUCUUAGUUGAUACCGGGGCUCCUGAGAGAGCAGUGUCCCACUACCAGCAGGCCAUCUGGCUCAGCCCAAACCAUUACGUGGCCAUGGUGAACCUGGGCAGACUCUACCGCUCUCUGGGGCAGAACAAACAGGCUGAAGCUUGGUACAAACGAGCGUUGAAAGUAUCGCGGAAGGCGGAAAUUCUGUCCCCACUGGGAGCUCUCUACUACAACACGGGGCGGUAUAAAGAAGCUAUACAGGUUUACAGGGAAGCCACAGCACUGCAGCCUUCAAACAAGGAGAUUCGACUGGCCCUGGCACAGGUUUUAGCAAUGAUGGGACAAACAAAGGAAGCUGAAAAAAUGACUAACCAUAUUGUGACAGAAGAGGCCAAGUGCCUAGAAUGCUACCGCCUUUUAUCAGCAAUCUACAGCAAGCAGGAGCGUUACAGCAAGGCCCUUGAAGCUAUAGAUAAAGCUCUGCAGCUAAAACCAAAGGAUCCAAAAGUCAUAUCGGAGCUCUUUUUUACUAAAGGAAAUCAGCUAAGAGAACAAAACCUUCUUGACAAGGCUUUUGAGAGCUAUAAAGUGGCUGUGGAGCUGAAUCCAGAUCAAGCUCAGGCAUGGAUGAACAUGGGAGGGAUUGAGCAUAUCAAGGGAGACUACAUCAAUGCACGUAGCUAUUAUGAGAAAGCUUUACAGCUGGUUCCAAACAGCAAGCUGCUGAAGGAGAAUCUGGCUAAACUGGAUCGCUUAGAGAAACGAAUGCAGGAAGUCCAGGAGAAAGAUCAGACGUAGCUGCUGGAAGGAGCGUCGUGGCCCUUGCAGAAGAAAGAGAAGUGGAAGCCCAUUGGCAGAAGUGACACAGGAGGAGCUGUGAUGUGACUCAGAGUUAAGGAGGGCAAAUUUGGGGCGCACAUUUGUGCAUCACCAAAGUUUCUGGAGACCCUUCAUUUCUAUAGAGCAUGCUGAAGAAUGAGUGAAAACCCUGUUUUAAUCAAGAUUUAUGUUUGGGUUAGAUGCAUAUCACUGCCAUGAGUGCUGUAAGUGGGAGAUGCACCUUUGAUGUCCUGGUCUCUCACUUCCCAAGCUGGGUGGGCAGUAGAGGCAAAGUUCUCAUCCACUGGCAAGGGAUGGAGCAGUGCCUCUUGUUAGUCAACAUUCACCCACUUAAGGAGUACUAUUAAUGGUCUCUAAAACAUUCCCCAUAAAGUCCUCCUCAGCCAGGACGAUGCUGACAGUUAUCAGCAGAGAGCAUCAAAAGUCGUUACAGGGUUAAAGCUGGGAGAAAUGGUGGCCAUUUUUAGGUCUCCAACAGUGACUGGAAAAUGACCCCAAGGAAAUGGAGAAUUAUGUCUGGAUAUGGCUGUCUCUGAAAGUGAUGAUUCUCUGACUAGGGCUGUUUUUGAGGAAAAACCUCAGCUGAAUGUUUUACUCGGAAGAUAAUCAUUUUUGUAACUAUUCAAAUUCAUGAUAUCACAGAAUUGUCAGAAAUCACAUGACUUUUUUCACCCAAUCAGAAUUAUAAUUUCUAUGAAGAAAUUGGAACUGUCUGAUGGAAAUGUGGAAUUCUUUAAUGGGUCCACCUCCCUCCCUCCCUCCCUCUCCCCCACCACAAAAAAACUAUAUUUUUAAAUAUUAAGUGGA
This is a messenger RNA of Chelonoidis abingdonii (Abingdon island giant tortoise), 3846 nucleotides long. NCBI's taxonomy places the organism in Eukaryota, Metazoa, Chordata, Testudines, Testudinidae. The record is from RefSeq and is a predicted model, not a curated record.